This is a messenger RNA of Spea bombifrons (plains spadefoot toad), 2211 nucleotides long. It is a transcript of the gene CHRNB2, whose product is annotated as cholinergic receptor nicotinic beta 2 subunit. Bases 427 to 1914 code for a protein of 495 amino acids. NCBI's taxonomy places the organism in Eukaryota, Metazoa, Chordata, Amphibia, Anura, Pelobatidae. Gene Ontology annotation, cellular component: neuron projection; synapse; postsynaptic membrane. Gene Ontology annotation, molecular function: transmembrane signaling receptor activity; acetylcholine-gated monoatomic cation-selective channel activity. The record is from RefSeq and is a predicted model, not a curated record. Gene Ontology annotation, biological process: monoatomic ion transmembrane transport; signal transduction; nervous system process. The transcript has 6 exons.
CUAAUAACUCGGGCCAGAGUCUUGAGCAUCACAGAGGGAUCUCCAUGCACUGUGCGCGCUCCAGCACUAAGAAAACCAUCUGCAGAGCAUAAACCACCAAUUCUCCCGGAAAAACUGCAGAGCUCUGUACGAGGGUCCCGCACCACAAACAGCAACUGUGAACCCGGCCAGCGGGUCAGAACCAAGGACAGCGGCUGUGGAGCCCAACUCUAGGGGUUCAGCACCAGGGACAGCGCCUGCGGAGCAAAGUACUUGGGUUCAGGACCACAAACAGCGGCUGCGGAGCACAGUACUUGGGUUCAGGGACAGUGGCUGCGGAGCCCAGUACUUGGGUACAGGACCACGGACAGCGGCUGCGGAGCACAGUACUUGGGUUCAGCACCCGGGACAGCGGCCAUACUGGAGGACAUGAGGUUAUGAGGCAGGAUGAUGGGCCUUCUCUUCAUGCAGCUCUGCCUGCUUGGGUUCCUGAGACGGAGUGUGGGCACAGACACAGAGGAACGGCUGGUGGAAUACCUUUUAGAUCCUUCUCGAUACAACAAACUCAUCCGUCCGGCAACCAACGGCUCCGAGCAGGUCACCGUGCAGUUGAUGGUCUCCUUGGCACAGCUCAUCAGUGUCCAUGAGCGGGAGCAGAUAAUGACGACCAAUGUGUGGCUGACUCAGGAAUGGGAGGAUUAUAGGCUGACUUGGAACCCAGCAGAGUUUGACAACAUGAAGAAAGUGAGACUUCCCUCCAAACACAUCUGGCUGCCAGACGUGGUGCUCUACAACAAUGCCGAUGGCAUGUAUGAGGUGUCAUUUUACUCCAACGCUGUGGUCUCCUACGAUGGAAGUAUCUUCUGGCUGCCUCCUGCCAUAUACAAGAGCGCCUGCAAAAUUGAGGUGAAGCAUUUCCCUUUCGACCAGCAGAACUGCACCAUGAAAUUCCGCUCUUGGACUUACGAUCGCACCGAGAUCGAUCUUGUUCUGAAGAGCGACGUGGCCAGCCUCGAUGACUUCACGCCCAGCGGCGAGUGGGACAUCAUCGCUUUACCAGGCAGGAGGAACGAGAACCCGGACGACUCGACCUACGUAGACAUAACCUAUGACUUCAUCAUUCGACGUAAACCUCUGUUCUACACCAUCAACCUAAUUAUACCCUGUAUUCUCAUCACGUCGUUGGCCAUCUUGGUCUUUUACCUGCCUUCCGACUGCGGAGAGAAGAUGACGCUGUGCAUCUCGGUGCUGCUUGCGCUGACCGUCUUCCUGCUGCUCAUAUCCAAGAUCGUACCUCCGACUUCUCUGGACGUCCCGCUGGUGGGCAAAUACCUGAUGUUCACCAUGGUUCUGGUGACUUUUUCCAUCGUGACCAGUGUCUGCGUGUUAAACGUGCACCACCGAUCCCCCACCACACACACCAUGCCCCCGUGGGUCAAAGUGGUCUUCCUGGAAAAGCUACCAACUUUCCUUUUUAUGAAGCAGCCGAGGCAGAAUUGCGCCCGCCAGCGGCUUCGGCAACAGAGACAGAAUCAGGAGCGGGCGAGCGGCAGCUUUUUCCUACGAGACAGCGCCAAAUCCUGCACCUGCUACGUCAACCAGGCCACGGUGAAAAAGUACGGGGGGCAGCUGCCCGAGCUACCGGAGGGGGUGAACGGAUUCCGGGACCGGCAGGGCAAAGUCCGCCAGUGUCUGUGUGGCUUAGAGGAAGCCGUGGAGGGCGUCCGCUUCAUAGCCGAUCACAUGAAAAGUGAAGACGACGACCAGAGCGUGAGCGAGGACUGGAAAUAUGUUGCCAUGGUGAUCGAUCGACUCUUCUUAUGGAUCUUUGUGUUCGUCUGCGUGUUUGGGACAGUCGGCAUGUUUCUGCAGCCACUUUUCCAGAAUUACACGACAAAUACCCUGCUUCAGCUGAACCACGCUGCUCCCAAUUGACUGCUGGGGCGGCGCGGUCCCGGGACGGAAAGUUUGCUGCCAGUAGGAAAUACCCCGGACUCUCCAGCUAAGUCAUGCUUAGGGAACAGGGCCCUUCUCUCCUUCACUUAAAGAAUUAGUCUAACGCCCAGAUGCGAAGAACAGAAUCUUCCGCGUUCGGUUUCUUACCACGCGGCCGGCGGCUUUAGGGUUCACCGCAGAAAUCCCUGUGCACUUUUUUGAGAUUUUGGUAGACGGGGAUUACAUUUGAAUGUACGACCCGCUUUCAGUUCAAGCAAUAAAGUUACAAAGAACAGC